Messenger RNA from Arvicola amphibius (Eurasian water vole), 2967 nucleotides. RefSeq names its product PDZ domain containing 4 (gene Pdzd4). Gene Ontology annotation, molecular function: protein binding. The record is from RefSeq and is a predicted model, not a curated record. Bases 325 to 2400 code for a protein of 691 amino acids. The transcript is spliced from 8 exons. Lineage: Eukaryota; Metazoa; Chordata; Mammalia; Rodentia; Cricetidae.
ACCUGUCUGGGCCUAGGCUUCCAGCAUAUCUCCUGUGUAUGCCAGAGAACAGAAUUGAUAGCCAGGAGGUCGGUGCGGAACUGGAGGCUAACUUCCGGUUUCUUUUCUUCCCAGCCUCAGACUCCUCAUCUGAAGAAUGGGGUGAACGGGAAGGAGCUCUCCAAGCUGUCUCAGGAGCAAACUCUAGAGGCCCUGCGUGCCUCCAAGGAGCCCCUGGUGAUCCAGGUGCUGAGACGCAGCCCCCGUCUGCGGGGGGACAGCUCCUGCCAUGACCUUCAGCUGGUGGACAGUGGCACUCAGACCGACAUCACCUUCGAGCAUAUCAUGGCACUGGGCAAGCUGCGCCCACCCACCCCACCCAUGGGCAUCUUGGAGCCGUACGUCCUCUCUGAGCUCCCCCCCAUCAGCCAUGAGUAUUAUGAUCCAGCGGAGUUCAUGGAGGGCGGCCCGCAGGAGGCAGAGCGAAUGGACGAGCUGGAGUACGAGGAGGUGGAGCUGUGUAAAAACAGUCACCAAGACAAGCUGGGCCUGAUGGUGUGCUACCGCACAGAUGAUGAGGAGGACCUGGGCAUCUACGUUGGAGAGGUAAAUCCCAACAGCAUUGCAGCCAAAGACGGCCGGAUCCGUGAGGGAGACCGAAUCAUCCAGAUUAAUGGAAUGGAUGUCCAGAACCGAGAGGAGGCAGUGGCCAUCCUGAGCCAGGAAGAGAACACCAACAUCUCUCUGCUGGUGGCCCGGCCUGAGAGCCAGCUAGCAAAGCGGUGGAAAGACAGUGACAGAGAUGACUUCCUAGAUGACUUUGGGUCUGAGAAUGAAGGGGACCUUCGUGCCAGGAAGCUGAAGUCACCCCCUGCCCAGCAGACUGGAAAUGAUGAGAAGAGUGCUCCUGAUGGGGGCCCAGGCUUGAGCAACAGCCAGGAGCUGGACAGUGGGGUGGGCCGGACUGAUGAGAGUACCCGGAAUGAAGAGAGCUCUGAACAUGACCUGCUGGGGGAUGAGCCCCCCAGCACCACCAACACCCCUGGAAGCCUGCGCAAGUUUGGCCUGCAAGGGGAUGCCCUGCAGAGCAGGGACUUCCACUUCAGCAUGGACUCUCUGCUGGCUGAGGGGGCAGGUCUGGGAGGGGCUGACCUGCCUGGGCUCACUGAUGAGGAGUACGAACGCUACCGGGAACUGCUGGAGAUCAAGUGCCACCUGGAGAAUGGCAACCAGCUAGGCAUCUUCUUCUCCCGGGCCUCCAGUGGCAACGGGGCCCUGGAUGUCAACCGGAAUGAGAGCCUAGGCCAUGAGAUGGCCAUGCUGGAGGAGGAGCUUCGGCACCUAGAGUUCAAGUGCCGCAACAUUUUGCGGGCACAGAAGAUGCAGCAGUUGCGGGAGCGCUGUAUGAAGGCUUGGCUGCUAGAGGAGGAGAGCCUCUAUGACCUGGCAGCCAGUGAGCCCAAAAAGCACGAGCUGUCUGAUAUCUCUGAACUGCCAGAGAAAUCAGACAAGGAUAGCACCAGCGCCUACAAUACUGGGGAGAGCUGCCGGAGCACUCCACUGCUCAUGGAGCCUUUGCCCGAGAUCCCCCUGAAGCGAUCUGCUGCUGGCAAUUCCAAUUUGAACCGGACCCCUUCUGGCCCUCCUGUCACCGCCCACCCCAAAGGGGCUCCUUCACCUGGAAGCCCUGCCAAGUUCCGAUCACUCUCUCGGGAUCCUGAGGUGGGCCGGAGACAGCACUCAGAGGAGCGUGUCCGACGCAGCACCAAGACAGGUGUUACUCUGGAGCGUGUAGUUCCCGAAGGCAGCCCUUACCUUUCCAGGCGUCAUCGUGGCCAGGAGAGCGAGCAUUACCAGAGCUGUGUGCAGUUGACCCCGCCACGUACCCUGGAGGAUCUGGGCCAUGGCUCCUUGAGCUUGGCUACUGGUCCUCGGGUAGGUGGGGUGAUGGCCGCAGCUGUUGAAGUACCCCGCAUGGAAUGGAAGGUGAAGGUGCGAAGUGAUGGAACCCGCUAUGUGGCCAAGCGGCCUGUGCGAGAUCGGCUGCUGAAGGCUAGGGCCCUGAAAAUCAGGGAAGAGCGCAGCGGCAUGACCACUGAUGAUGAUGCAGUGAGUGAGAUGAAGAUGGGCCGCUACUGGAGCAAGGAAGAGAGGAAGCAGCACCUGAUCCGAGCACGGGAGCAGCGGAAGAGGCGUGAGUUCAUGAUGCAGAGCCGCCUGGAGUGUCUGAGGGAGCAGCAGAAUGGCGACAGCAAGCCUGAGCUCAACAUUAUUGCCCUGAGCCACCGUAAGACCAUGAAGAAGAGAAACAAGAAGAUCCUGGACAACUGGAUCACCAUCCAAGAGAUGCUGGCCCACGGUGCCCGCUCAGCUGAUGGAAAGAGGAUCUACAACCCUCUGCUCUCUGUCACCACUGUCUGAGAUGCCCCAGCAAGAGCCCAGUCCAGGCCUAGAGAGCCUGACCCUCACCCUCCCUUAGAAUCUAGUGUGUGUCUAUGUGUGUGCUUGCACGCUGUGCUCAUGCACACGCCUGUAUUUGUAUGUGUGCACAGGACUUUGGUAGUAGAAAGCCCCUAGAAGGGACACUUCUCUUCCACCACCUAUUUCCUGCUCCCCAAGAGGCUAUGUCAACAACCAGCAUAGAGGGCAUACCCAUAAAGGCUACCUGUGUGUGCCUGCAUGUUUGUGUACAUACACAGUGCUCUUGAUAUGUUCUUGGAGACAGGGAAGUCAGUGCAGAGAGAAGUGAGGUGGACUAUCUUAAGCACAAGAGAAUGUCCAGCUUCUUGCUGAGCAUGGCCUCUUCCCAUCCCUGGAAGCUGCAGUUACUUGUAGACAAAGGCAACCCUGAAUUUUGUGGUUUUUCUCCUUUUCCGUGCUUGCCAAUAGUUGUUUUCUGUUUUGUGGACCUGCUCUGGGGGUUGGCAGAUCCUUUAGGCAGCCUGACAAAGGUGGACCCCACCGAGUGCUGGCUGGGAAGGAGGUUGG